AUGCAGAACAUGCUGACAGUGAUUGCAAACGCACUUAAGGGUGGUGCCAAAAUAAAUGGUGCCCAAACAGUGUCAGAGGGCUCCAGAGUGGUGGUAUCAGCACGUUCUUUUGCUGAUUUGACACCUCAGGCCAGCUUUGACAUCAAGAGAUGUGACCUUCAUCGCUUGGAUGAAGGCCCUUCAGUGCAGACAGUGCUCUCCAGAGAGGAUGGACUCAGGUACUACCGUACUAUGCAGACCAUGAGACGCAUGGAGCUGAGGGCAGAUCAGCUCUACAAGCAGAAGAUCAUACGAGGAUUCUUUCAUCUUUAUGAUGGGCAGGAGGCCUGUGCUGUAGGCAUUGAGGCUGGUAUCAGUCCCAUGGAUCACCUGAUCACAGCAUAUAGGGCUCAUGGUUACACCUACACCAGAGGUGUGUCUGUGAAAGAGAUCAUGGCAGAGCUCACAGGUCGAAGGGGUGGUGUUGCCAAAGGCAAGGGCGGCUUUAUGCACAUGUAUGCCAAGAAUUUCUAUGGCGGGAAUGGUAUUGUUGGUGCCCAGGUGAGAUUUCCUCUUGGGGCAGGUGUGGCCCUGGCAUGCCAGUAUCAGGGUAAGAAUGAGGUUUCUGUCACUCUGUAUGGGGAUGGAGCUGCUAAUCAGGGCCAGAUAUUUGAGUCGUUUAACAUGGCAGCUUUGUGGAAACUCCCCUGUAUUUUCAUCUGUGAGAAUAAUAAAUAUGGCAUGGGGACAUCAGUGGAACGGGCCUCAGCAAGCACAGAUUAUUACAAGAAAGGAGACUACAUUCCUGGUCUGAGGGUGGAUGGCAUGGAUGUUCUCAGCAUGAGAGAGGCAACCAGGUUUGCAGCAGAUUAUUGUAGAUCUGGAAAGGGUCCCAUACUAAUGGAGCUCCAGACAUAUCGUUACCACGGCCACUGCAUGAGCGAUCCUGGGGUCAGUUAUCGCACACGUGAGGAGAUUCAGGAAGCUGGCAGUAAGAGUGACCCCAUCACUAUGCUGAAGGACUGUAUGAUUAGGAGAAACAUGGCUAGCCUGGAAGAGAUCAAGGACAUUGAUGCUGAGGUUCGUAAGGAGAUAGAAGAAGCAGCACAGUUUGCUACCUCUGAUCCAGAACCCCCUCUGGAGGAUUUGUGCAAACACAUCUUCUACAAUGAUGCACCCUUAGAAGUCAGAGGCACCCACCCCUGGAUGAGGCUGAAAUCCAUCAGCUAAAGAACCUUCUGAUGAUUCAGCACUUCAUUCGUCAUAAUACAGCAGCUCUGUUCCUAAACUUAUACGAA
Molecule: messenger RNA, 1277 nt
Organism: Sinocyclocheilus anshuiensis
Lineage: Eukaryota; Metazoa; Chordata; Actinopteri; Cypriniformes; Cyprinidae
Product: pyruvate dehydrogenase E1 component subunit alpha, mitochondrial-like
Exons: 12
Coding region: 1-1209 (402 amino acids)
Biological process (GO): pyruvate decarboxylation to acetyl-CoA
Cellular component (GO): intracellular membrane-bounded organelle
Molecular function (GO): pyruvate dehydrogenase (acetyl-transferring) activity
Source: RefSeq, a predicted model, not a curated record